Molecule: messenger RNA, 525 nt
Organism: Pediculus humanus corporis (human body louse)
Lineage: Eukaryota; Metazoa; Arthropoda; Insecta; Psocodea; Pediculidae
Product: mitochondrial 28S ribosomal protein S17, putative
Exons: 4
Coding region: 1-525 (174 amino acids)
Biological process (GO): mitochondrial translation
Cellular component (GO): mitochondrial small ribosomal subunit
Molecular function (GO): structural constituent of ribosome
Source: RefSeq, a predicted model, not a curated record
AUGCACUGCUUAUACUUUAACAAUAUGGCGCUUAAGUCUGGUUUGAGUGGCGGUAAAGAUUUAUUACUCGGGAUUUGCCUUCCUUCUUUAAAACACAAUGCUUCUAGAAUUAACGUUACUAAAUUGGAAUUAGAUGAAAAGUUGUUAAUGGUAAUUUAUUUACGAUUUUUCUUUGUCGAUCAAAGUAAAAUUUGUAAAACGGGUGAUGUCGUGUUAGUUAAAGAAUUAACAAAAAAGUUAUCAAAUUUAAUGACUCAUGAAGUUAUAAAAGUUAUUUAUCCACUUGGUGAUGUAGUUGAUCCAGUUACUGGCAAAAGAGUUGUGGGGUAUCACUACAGAGAUGAAAAUGAAAAAUAUAAUGCAGUUUUUGGAAAAGCUCCAAAUGCUUUUGAUUACAAUAAAGCAAAGAAAAGAGGUUGGCAAGAAGGUAAAAAAGACUUCAGUCAUAGGCAAGUCUACUUAAAAUAUAACGAAUUCGAAAAGGGAGAUGAAAAUGAGGAACAACCUUUUUCGAUUGAUCAUUAG